AUGGCGGGGGAAGGCAACGGCCGCGCGGAGCUUCCCCGGAUCGCGGUGAUCGGCGCUGGCAUCUUUGCGCGCACGCAGUACAUCCCAAGGCUCCGCGAGAUCGCGCACCUCGUCGUCCUCAAGGCCAUCUGGAGCCGCACCCAGUGCAAAUGGGGUGAUGCGGGCCUGGAGGAGAUCAUGGGAGAUAGUUCAAUCAUGGGCGUUGCUGUUGUUCUCGCUGGGCAAGUCCAGGUUGAGCUUUCCCUAAAGAUGCUAAAGGCUGGAAAGCAUGUUAUUCAAGAGAAACCUGCUUCUGGAUCAACAACAGAAGCAGAAACUGCACUGUCAAUCUACAACUCAUUUCCAAACCAGUUCCCGCAUAAACCCAUUUGGGCUGUCGGAGAGAACUACAGAUUCGAACCUGCCUUUAUUGAGUCAAGCAAGCUGCUCAAUGAUAUCGGGGAUAUGAUGCACAUCCAAGUUAUCAUCGAAGGGUCAAUGAACAGUUCAAACCCAUAUUUCAAUAGCACCUGGAGACGCAAUUUUGUGGGUGGUUUCAUUCUGGACAUGGGUGUUCACUUCAUUGCAGGACUACGAAUGCUUGUAGGUUCAGAUAUCACAAGUGUAUCAUCUAUCUCCCGUCAUGUGGAUAUGGCUUUGCCGCCACCAGAUAACAUAUGUUCCCUUUUCCAACUGGAAAAUGGAUGUGCUGGUGUCUUUGUGUUUGCAGUCAAUUCAAGAUCACCAAAGAUAUUAUGGCGGGUCGAUGGAACAAAAGGAACAAUUCAGGUAGAACGUGGAGUUGAUAGUGGAAAACAUGGCUACCAGGUGUUAUUCUCUGGUGAAAAUGGGCAGUGCCAGAAGACAUUUUACCCGUUCUGUGGAGUGAAUGAAGAACUGAAGACAUUUGUCCAUGACAUGUUGGCGGCUGGCAAAGAUGGAGAUCACAAGGCUGAACCCCGCAGUUUUUAUGUAGAAGGCGCCUGUGAUGUUGCCGUGCUAGAAGCCAUGUUGGAAUCUAGUGCGAAGCAAGGAGCCCCAGUUCAAGUGAAGAGAUUCUAA
Messenger RNA from Miscanthus lutarioriparius, 1041 nucleotides. The record is from the annotation of a GenBank genome assembly. Lineage: Eukaryota; Viridiplantae; Streptophyta; Magnoliopsida; Poales; Poaceae.